Molecule: messenger RNA, 1762 nt
Organism: Oryza brachyantha (malo sina)
Lineage: Eukaryota; Viridiplantae; Streptophyta; Magnoliopsida; Poales; Poaceae
Product: scarecrow-like protein 30
Exons: 1
Coding region: 41-1762 (573 amino acids)
Biological process (GO): regulation of DNA-templated transcription
Cellular component (GO): nucleus
Molecular function (GO): DNA-binding transcription factor activity; sequence-specific DNA binding
Source: RefSeq, a predicted model, not a curated record
AAAACAACAUGGAUCAUAUCAUGCAUUGUUGGCCGGCCUCAUGGAGCCAACGGCGCUGCCGUCGCCGGUCGCCGCCAUGGCGACCGACGAUGUGGUUCUCCCGUACAUCUCGCGUAUGCUUAUGGAGGAAGACAUGGACGACGACAUGUUCUUCUCCCUGUACCCCGACCACCCCGCGCUCCUUGAGGCGCAGCAGCCGUUCGCCCAGAUCCUGUCGUCCUCGUCGGCUCUCUCCUCUGGCAUCUCCAACCACGUCAGUGGCGGCAAAUCCUUCACCGGUGUUCUGGACAGUGCGCCAAUGGCGGAGAAGGCGAGGAAUUUCUCCGGUGAGGACAGCCUGGAGGGUUCUGCUGCCUUGAUGAUGAUGCAGGGGAGCGACAAUGGCAUGGGACGGAAGGGUAGUAGGCACGGCGAGGACGAGCAGGAAGUCGAGCUGGGCCGGGCGAGCAAACUGAUGGCGACGCCGGAUGAGGAUGACGACGAUGGCGUCGGCGAGAUGUUGGAGCGGAUGAUGCUCAACGGGGACGAGGCAUGCCACACAGAGAUGAAGGCGCCGAGCGUCCCAGAGAAGAAAAAGGCCGGCGGGAAGGCGGCGCGGCGGAGGCAGGCGAAGGCGGAGGUAGUGGACCUGCGCGAGCUGCUCUUGUCAUGCGCGCAGGCGGUGUCAUCGGGCAGCCGCCGGAGAGCCGGCGAACUCCUGGAGCAGAUCAAGCGGCACUCUUCGCCGACAGGGGACGCCACCGAGCGGCUGGCACAUUACUUCGCCGACGGUCUGGAGGCGCGGCUGGCCGGGGCCGGAGCGGUGAGCCUGGAUCACCGGCAGCUUGCGGCCGCCGAGCGCGCCUCGACCAUGGAAUUGCUGGAGGCGUACCAGCUGUUCAUGGCGGCGUGCUGCUUCAAGUGGGUGGCGUUCGCGUUCGCCAACAAGACCAUCCUACGCGCGGCGGAAGGGAGGAGCAAGCUCCACAUUGUGGACUACGGCGCGCAGUAUCACGGCCUCCAGUGGCCACGCUUGCUGCAGUGGCUGGCGGAGAGGGAAGGCGGCCCGCCGGAGGUGAGGAUGACGCUCGUCGGCCAACCCCAGCCCGGGUUCCGUCCGAACCGACUGCUCGAGAGCACGGGACGCCGGCUCGGCAACUGCGCGCGCGCGUUCGGCCUCCCGUUCAAGUUCCGCGCCAUCGCCACAGCGAGGUGGGAGACGGUCACCGCCGAGGACAUCGUCGGCGCCGACCCCGACGAGGCGGAGGCGGUCGUCGUCAACGACGUGCUCAGCCUGGGCACCCUCAUGGACGAGAGCGGCGUGUUCGACGACCCGAGCCCGAGGGACAUGGUCCUCGGCAACAUCCGCGGCAUGCGCCCGGCGGUGUUCGUCCAGGCCGUGGUGAACGGCGCCCACGGCGCGCCCUUCUUCUUCUCGUCGCUGUUCAACAUGCUGGACGCCACGACGCCCAAGGAGGGGAGGCACCUGCGGGUGGUGCUGGAGCGGGACGUGCUGCGGCGGGCGGCGGUGGGGGUGAUCGCGGGCGAGGGGGCAGAGCGGGUGGAGCGGCGGGAGACGUACAGGCAGUGGCAGGCGAGGAACCAGCGGGCGGGGCUGAGGCAGGUGGAGAUGGAGAAGGAGGUGGUGGAGGCGGUGCGGCGGAGGGUGAGGAAGCGGCACCACGAGGAGUUCGUGAUCGAGGAGGAUCGUGGGUGGUUGCUGCAGGGGUGGAAGGGCCGCAUCCUCUACGCUCACUCCGCCUGGGCACCGCCCGAGGGUUGA